This is a messenger RNA of Cladophialophora immunda, 3062 nucleotides long. RefSeq lists its product as uncharacterized. Gene Ontology annotation, molecular function: nucleoside triphosphate diphosphatase activity; ribonucleoside triphosphate phosphatase activity. Lineage: Eukaryota; Fungi; Ascomycota; Eurotiomycetes; Chaetothyriales; Herpotrichiellaceae. The transcript has a single exon. The record is from RefSeq and is a predicted model, not a curated record. The coding region runs from base 125 to 2242 and encodes 705 amino acids. Gene Ontology annotation, biological process: nucleoside triphosphate metabolic process.
CGAGACGCUGUGCUACACACCACUCCUUUGUCUGCAGCACCCAUUUCGCCAGAGAUGGCGCUUUAGCAUAAUCCAACUGCACUCGCUCUGUUGAAGAAUCCUGCGAACUCGAGAAUAGACCGACAUGGCCCGCGAGCGCGACGGUCUCCUGUCCGAGAAACACUACGAUGAAGAUGCGGCUAUUGUUCCCCCCGAUUCAGGAUCUGAUACUGAGGUAGAACUGGACGGCGCAGGUCAUGUCAGGGAGGGCGACAGAGACAUCCUCAAAGAGACCGAAGAGCAUGAGAAACUGUUGCACAAGCCCUCGAGGUUGGAGACAGCACGAGCCGCAUUUGGGUUCCGCGAAGGAAGGCAAGAUGAAGGAAACAAUGCCGCCAAAGCUCGGAGGCACAGGCGCAAGAAGUCGAGAAGAAGUGGAGCGGAAUCUGCAGACAAAAUGUUUGAGAUGGAGAGCGGGUUCAAGGACACCAGCUCCCAAUCCUCCACGGACAGCGAGUUCGAGGGCACCAAAUGGGACAGGCAUGCUCCCAGAAAAUCCCAUCGUGGACGCCUGACCAUGAUAUAUCUGGCUAUUGUUGCACUCUUCGUCGCCCUGCUCUUUGGCGCCUACAAAGCUUCUACGAAGAAACACUCUCUCACGCCCACGAUGCAUCGGUUGACCAGGUACAACAACGGCACACAUGUUUUCCGACCGACAACAAUACUCGUCUCUCUUGAUGGCUUCCGUGCUGAUUUCCUCAAUCGCGGCAUUACUCCAGCCCUGAAUGCCUUCAUAGCGAGUGGGGUGUCUCCCAAAUACAUGCUUCCAUCGUUCCCAUCUGUCACGUUUCCGAACCACUUCACCUUGGUGACCGGUCUGUAUCCAGAAAGCCACGGCGUGGUCAGCAACCAAUUCUGGGACCCCUCGUUGCAAGAAGAGUUCUGGUACACUAACAUCAAAGUCUCGAUGCAGCCCAAAUGGUGGAACGCAGAGCCACUUUGGGUUACGGCCGAGCAUCAGGGUGUGCGUUCUGCGAUUCACAUGUGGCCGGGUUCUGAAGCGCAUAUACCUGAUGUGGAGCCGACGUACGUGGACAAAUACAACGGGAGUGAGGCAUUGUCUCAUAAGGUGGACAAGGUUUUGCAGUGGCUCGAUCUGCCUGGCGACGAUGACGAAGCUCCCACUCAGCAGGAGAACCUUCGACCGCAGCUUAUCGCAGCAUACGUUCCCAACGUUGAUGCGGACGGACAUCUCUACGGCCCGAACAGUACAGAGAUCAGAGCCACCAUUGCCGAUGUCGACAGCAUGUUGACUUUGCUAGUGGAAGGUCUUCUCGCGCGCAACCUGACCGAAAUUGUCAAUCUUGUGAUCGUCUCCGACCAUGGAAUGGCCACUACCUCCACAAAUCGACUGAUUCAACUCGACGACCUUAUGGAUAUGUCCUUGAUCGAUCACAUCGAUGGCUGGCCCCUUCGAGGUCUACGUCUAAAGAAUCCAGCCCGUGACGUCCCCAUACUCUACGAACAGCUCUCUCAAGAAGCCGCCAAAUCAGGUAACUUCGAUGUCUACACCCUCGAAACCAUGCCUGAGCGUUAUCAUUUCACGCAGAACGACCGCAUCGCGCCUCUGUGGAUCGUUCCCAAAACCGGCUGGGCAGUCGUGGAGAAAUCCGACUUCGACGUCGCCGAAGCGCUGAGCACGGGCAAAGAGUACGCACCGAAGGGGUUGCAUGGCUACGAUCACGAACACCCCCUCAUGAGAGCCAUCUUUGUGGCAAGGGGGCCUUCAUUCCCGCACGCACCCAAUAGUCGAGUACCCGUUUUCCAGAAUAUCGAGGUGUACAAUAUCAUGUGUGAUUCGUUAGGUAUCGUCCCGCAACCGAACAACGGGACUUUGCGGCUUCCCUUGAAAACCGAGGGUUUGAAUUCCGAGAAUGAUAGACCGGGGUCGGAGCCCAUCGCAGAUCCCAUUGACGAGGACGAACAUCACGAGGGAGAGACCUCGGACGCGACUGCCGAUCCAGUCGAGGAGGAGAAACAUCCGCAGGAAGAAGCUCCCGAUGUCGAUUCCAAUUCUCCCGUUGAAGCGCCAACCGAACCCGAGAAGGAAAACGAGACGACACCCAACGACGAGCAGGGAAGCAAGAAAGGCAGCUGGUGGAAUUUUCUCCACGAAGAGCUCGAAAAGGCGAAACAAUGGGCCAAAGAGUUUGUGGAGUCGAUCAAGGGCAACAAGAAAGGGGAAGGCGAUCCACCUGUGUGAAAGAAGCUGUGACACAAAUGGAGCGUUAUAGUUAUCCUUCAAGCACGUCUUGUCCCGACCUUUCUAUCCGAUGUUGGCUCAAUCUCAUCCGAAUCUAUUUUCCGUGGAAGAGGAGGAUCCCUGUUUUCAUGGAUGAAUUUAUGAAAGGGUACGGGCACGGUGGUCAGUCACUCGCUGCUGCGUGCGAGGCAAGUACCUCGAAACGCAGCAGCCAGCCACACGAUGCCGACAGUCUCCGUCGGUAUACCCUCCGAGGUGUCGACAGUCGUACCGAAGCAAGGGUCUGUCCUAGGAGGCAUCGAGCGCUAAAGUCUCCUGUUCGACGCCAGAGAGGUGGCACCAAGGCAGGCGGGAACCUUCAGAAUGGCAUCCAACGCGACACCAUCCGGUGCAAUGCGCUUUGUUGUGUUACGCUACAUGGCGCACGUCCCGAACGAGGCAUGAAACCUAACCUCGAGUGCCUCGUGGAUGUUUCCGGCAUGGAUGAAGCCAGGAAGGCUGACAGGCCGCUAACAAGGAGAUAUGGACUACAAGGGAGUGUGGUUUAAUUCCUCCAAGCGAGUUAGAGGGCAAUCCUCUUUCUACCAGGUCUAUCAUAUGCAAUUCUAUUCUAUCUACCUUGAAGGUGUCACGUAUAGCUAGCAUAGCGUAUAGAACGGGUAUCGGAGUUCUCUUGACCAUUUCAUGGAUUGUGUGGACUGUGGAUCAUUAUCUACUUGUAUGGAAAUGGUGUGUUCACUGAUACUCCCAGAGGCCGCCUCUAGUGUGAUGCUUUCACUGCCCGUGCCAUCCCCGUCAUUAAAAAACACAAACAAGCCUG